AUGGCGGACUGGACCGACUGUCUGGACUUUGGGAUCUCCUUGGCUAAACAGGCCAGUGAGGCUGUCCUGACGGCGUUCAAUCGGCAAAAAGAAGUCAAGCUGAAGAGUUCUCCGGCUGAUUUGGUGACAGAAACAGAUCAGAGAGUAGAGAAGAUGCUGAUCUCUGCCAUCAGGAAGCGAUAUCCUCAACACAGGUUCAUCGGGGAGGAGUCCGUCGCAGCAGGGGAGCCUCUGGAGCUGACUGACCGCCCCACCUGGAUCAUCGACCCCAUCGACGGCACUGUCAACUUUGUCCAUCGGUUUCCUUUCGUGGCCAUCUCCAUCGCCUUCACCGUCAACAAGCAGACGGAGUUUGGGAUCGUGUACAGCUGCGUAGAGGAUAAGCUGUUCCACGCUCAGAGAGGGAGAGGGGCGUUCCUGAACGGAGAGCCGCUGCACGUGUCUGGACAGGAAGACAUCAGCAGGUGUGUGGUGGUGACGGAGAUCGGGGCUGAGCGGGACGACCUCGCCUUGUCCACUCUGACCUCCAACAUCUUCAGACUGCUGAAGCUUCCUGUUCAUGGAGUCCGUGCGUUGGGCACAGCGGCGGUCGACAUGUGCCAGGUGGCGACAGGCGGAGCCGAUGCCUACUACCACAUCGGGAUGCACUGCUGGGACAUCGCUGCCUCCGCCAUCAUUGUGAAGGAGGCUGGAGGCGUCGUCACGGAUACAGAUGGUUCAGAGUUCGACAUGAUGUCCAGGAGAGUCAUCGCCGCCAGCUCGUCCUCAGUGGCCAAUCGCAUCUCUCAGGUGGUCCGGGCAUUUCCCUGCCGUCGUGACUGCGGGGGGGCUCCCGGUGCAAACGGAGGAGCUGCUUUGUGA
Molecule: messenger RNA, 861 nt
Organism: Salarias fasciatus (jewelled blenny)
Lineage: Eukaryota; Metazoa; Chordata; Actinopteri; Blenniiformes; Blenniidae
Product: inositol monophosphatase 1-like
Exons: 8
Coding region: 1-861 (286 amino acids)
Biological process (GO): inositol metabolic process; phosphatidylinositol phosphate biosynthetic process; signal transduction
Molecular function (GO): inositol monophosphate 1-phosphatase activity
Source: RefSeq, a predicted model, not a curated record